AUGCAGCCGCCACACGUGCAGACACAAGAGUCGGCGCUGCACGAGAUGCGGUCAAUGAACUCUGCAUCCAAAAGUGAAAACGCUGAUGGUCUCCGUGUCCCGUACCAGUCGCUGCGCAGUCCGUCGAGUAACCUCCGCGUGAAUAAAUGGGACGCGUCGAUUUUAGACUCGGAGCUGUUGGAGCUGCUGAAAAAGUCCGUGUUGAGCAUGUUCAGCAUGUUUGACCCUGCGAUGGUCGAUCGCGUCAUACCGGAAAUUGACGCAGCCCUCAAAGCGCUGCUCUUUGUAUGUUCCAUCGGCUUCAAGAGGCCCACACCAGGCAUGAAGCUGGAAAAUGUUCAAUACGCACCACAUCUGCUGACCCGACGCCGUCUUGUGGGGUUCUUCCUGCUGUCUGUGGCCGCGCCGUAUAUGUGGAAGCGCUUGUUUCGCUACCUCUCGUCGGUCCAAUGGACUGCUAGAGGACGUCUGCUUGCUGACGAUACGCGUGCAAGUGACAACACGUUGCACGAAAGAAAGUUGCUGACGGUGAUGGAGAAGAUCGAGACAGUGGUGGCCACGUGCCAGUUUGUAAACUUGCUCGUCUUCUUGCGCAGAGGGACGUACCCGUCGUUGGCCGAGAGGUGUCUUGGAAUGAAGCUGGAAAGCAUCGCUCCGUCGACAGCUCCGCGGCUGAUCAAUUACGAGUACAUGACUCGCCAGCUCUUAUGGGGUGGACUGAUGGACUUUGGCAAUUUCAUCCUGCCGAUUUUGACGUGGGGAAGUCUGCGUCUGCGUACAGUACUGCAACGGCGCUCGCGAACUCGCGGCAAUGGAUCGUCGCAGUGCUGUUUGUGUGGUAUGGCUCCGCCACAAACGCCAUACAUCACGUCGUGCAAGCACGUUUACUGCUUCUACUGUCUGCAGACUGCCGUUGCCAUGGACGACGAUUACGCGUGCGUGGCUUGCGGGGUGCUCUUUGAGUCGUCGCAGCGACUGCAAACGUAG
Hyaloperonospora brassicae is the source of this 987-nucleotide messenger RNA. The record is from the annotation of a GenBank genome assembly. NCBI's taxonomy places the organism in Eukaryota, Oomycota, Peronosporomycetes, Peronosporales, Peronosporaceae.